AUGCACACAACCAUCCUCCCCCCUCCAACCCUCGCCCUGCUAUCCUCCAACCCUCGCCCUCCUAUCCUCCAAUCCUCGCCCCCCUAUCCUCCAACCCUCGCCCCGCUAUCCUCCAACCCUCGCCCCGCUAUCCUCCAACCCUCGCCCCGCUAUCCUCCAACCCUCGCCCCUCCAUCCUCCAACCCUCGCCCCGCUAUCCUCCAACCCUCGCCCCGCUAUCCUCCAACCCUCGCCCCGCUAUCCUCCAAUCCUCGCCCUCCUAUCCUCCAAACUUCGCCCCUCCUAUCCUCCAAUCCUCGCCCUCCUAUCCUCCAACCCUCGCCCCGCUAUCCUCCAACCCUCGCCCCGCUAUCCUCCAACCCUCGCCCCGCUAUCCUCCAACCCUCGCCCCUCCUAUCCUCCAACCCUCGCCCCUCCUAUCCUCCAACCCUCGCCCCUCCUAUCCUCCAACCCUCGCCCCCCUAUCCUCCAACCCUCGCCCCGCUAUCCUCCAACCCUCGCCCCGCUAUCCUCCAACCCUCGCCCCGCUAUCCUCCAACCCUCGCCCCGCUAUCCUCCAACCCUCGCCCCGCUAUCCUCCAACCCUCGCCCCCCUAUCCUCGCCCUCCUAUCCUCCAAUCCUCGCCCUCCUAUCCUCCAAUCCUCGCCCUCCUAUCCUCCAAUCCUCGCCCUCCUAUCCUCCAACCCUCGCCCUCCUAUCCACCAACCCUCGCCCUCCUAUCCUCCAACCCUCGCCCUCCUAUCCUCCAAUCCUCGCCCUCCUAUCCACCAACCCUCGCCCUCCUAUCCACCAACCCUCGCCCUCCUAUCCACCAACCCUCGCCCUCCUAUCCUCCAACCCUCGUCCUCCUAUCCACCAACCCUCGCCCUCCUAUCCACCAACCCUCGCCCUCCUAUCCACCAACCCUCGCCCUCCUAUCCACCAACCCUCGCCCUCCUAUCCUCCUAUCCCUCCCUCCUAUCCUCCAACCCUCGCCCUCCUAUCCACCAACCCUCGCCCUCCUAUCCUCCAAUCCUCGCCCUCCUAUCCACCAACCCUCGCCCUCCUAUCCACCAACCCUCGCCCUCCUAUCCUUCUAUCCCUCCCUCCUAUCCUCCAAUCCUCGCCCUGCUAUCCUCCAAUCCUCGCCCUGCUAUCCUCCAAUCCUCGCCCUGCUAUCCUCCAAUCCUCGCCCUGCUAUCCUCCAAUCCUCGCCCUGCUAUCCUCCAAUCCUCGCCCUGCUAUCCUCCAAUCCUCGACCGUCCUAUCCUUCUAUCCUCCUAUCCUUCUAUCCUCCUAUCCUUCUAUCCUCCACCCUUCUAUCCUCCACCCUUCUAUCCUCCACCCUUCUAUCCUCCACCCUUCUAUCCUCCACCCUUCUAUCCUCCACCCUUCUAACCUCCACCCUUCUAACCUCCACCCUUCUAACCUCCUCCUCCUCCUCCUAA
Salvelinus fontinalis (brook trout) is the source of this 1428-nucleotide messenger RNA. RefSeq lists its product as uncharacterized. NCBI's taxonomy places the organism in Eukaryota, Metazoa, Chordata, Actinopteri, Salmoniformes, Salmonidae. The transcript has a single exon. The record is from RefSeq and is a predicted model, not a curated record. Bases 1 to 1428 code for a protein of 475 amino acids.